ACCUAGCUGCCAUUUUGUAUCUCCACUGUGCGGUUAGAUGAAGUUGGUCGUCAACGAACGAGGGACGAAAUAAGAUUAAAUCCAUCUUGUUUUAUUAAUUAGGACAUCUUGCAGAAGCAUAUUUAAGUGUGAUAUAUUUUGUUAGGCAGUGUUGUUCGAGGUCGACCGGCUGCUCUUCUUCUAACCGGACCCUUGGCCCUCGCCUCGGACUUCAUCUUGUUUACAUUCUACGGCGGAGAAGCUAACGCUAACGCCGUUAGCCAACCUGCUAGCUUAGCUGGCAGACAACUUUCCCAGCGUUAGCUUUCUAACGCGCAACAUAGCGAAAUGGCGGCCAACACGACGCAAGCAGCCCCUACAACUAACUGGUCCUAUGGUGCUGCUGCAGACGGCCAGGUCCAUGAAAAUCCUGAAUGGGAGAAGGCAAGACAAGCACUAGCAUCCAUCAGCAAGAGUCAGACCUCUGCUAAGACUACGCAAGCUAACAGGACCACUGCAGAGGCUGGCCAAUUCCAACCAGCAGCAACUGACUCUGCUGCCAUGCAGCAGCAGCAGUACUAUCCGUGGUACCAGCAAACUCAGCAGCACUAUCCUGGAUAUACAUACCCCUAUAACUACUACUACCCCAUGGCGCCGUAUGGUGGUGCUUAUCCUUCAAAUCAGUAUGGUGUACCCCCAGGGCCUUACCCAGGAACUCCUACUUCUAAUGGACAGCCUCCCCCAGUGCCUGGAAUGGAAGAUCAGUCCCCCAGCUACACCUCCCCAACGCAACCUCAACCCCCCCCUGCUACUCCUCAACCACCCCAGAGCCCAACCACCUCAGAAAACCCCCCUCCUCCACCACCCCCUCCCAUUCCCCCACCACCCAACUCCCAGUACCCUCCCCCAUCACAAACUUCUUACAAUACCAACAACAGUAUGACAUACCCACCUGGAGACCCCAACCAGAUGCAAGUCUACAAUCAUUCCCAGGGAAGGCCUAACUAUGGACAAAACUUCCAGGCUCAGAAUGCUUAUCAGGCAUCUCAAAAUAAUUCCCAGCAGCAACAACAGCCUGCUCAGUAUGCAGCUGGACUGGGCAGAGGAGAAGCCAACAAGAACAAAAACCAGAAGCAAGGACAGCAACUCUGGCACCGCAUGAAACAAGCACCUGGCACAUCUGCUGUGAAGUUCAAUAUUCCCAAGAGGACCUAUCAGGUAUCCCCAGUUUCCAAUCAGGCUUUCCCUCCAGGCGAACAGCCCUCGGGGUUGAAUCCAGCACCUUCAUCUCCUGCUACUGCCAGUGCUGCACCUGGUGGUCCUCAGGCACGACCGCAGGACUGGCCGCAAGCCAUGAAGGAAUACGUGCAGCGUUGUUUCACAGCUUGUGAGACCGAGGAAGACAAAGAUCGUACGGAGAAGGUGCUGAAAGAAGUUCUACAGGACCGCUUAAAAGAUGGCUCUGCUUACACCAUUGAUUGGACCCGUGAGCCUCUGCCAGAGUUAAAGGUUAAGCAGUCUCGUUGGGAAAGCGUUGCACCUCAGAGGACAACAGAUCCCUCAGUUGGCUGUGGUGGAAGCACAGUGGCUGGCGCUUCAAGAGGCAGAGGUAUUGGACACAGAUUAGGCAACUACAGGAAUAUCUUUUCUCAAAGGAGUCCAACUUCUAGUUCAUCCGAUUCCUCCUCCCGCUCACCAUCACCUUCGCACAGCCGGCACAGGGACCGCAGCAACCAAAGGCACAGACGCAGUGAUUCUGACUCACAGUCGGAUAGCAGCAUCUGCAGUGACCUCCGACCUCAGCUUUCAAGGCGAGGUCAGAAAGGAGGACGUGGUCGUGGCAAUGAUCGGGAUAGAGGGCGUGGAGGUGGUGAGAGAGGACGAGGAAGAGGUGGAAAAGGAAGAGGAAGACGAAACAUGGAUGAUUCAGCUGUUGGAAAGAAGAGGAAAGGUGGCAGUGCUGGUUUGGAUUUCCAUGAUCCCAACAGAGAAGCUAAGAAGCAGAGCCGAGCAGCCCGUUUCCAAAAACAGCUUCGCUCAGAGCCUCUGGUUCUCUCCAUCAAUGCCCUGGACCUGCCUGAUGGAACACAAGAGGGCCUUAGUUGGGAGGACUGCCCCAUUGUGGGAACAUGUCAGGACAUCACCAAGCACUACCUGAGGCUCACCUGUGCCCCUGACCCCUCCACUGUGCGCCCAGUGCAUGUGCUGAGAAAAUCUUUGCAGGCUGUGAAAGCCCACUGGAAAACAAACCAGGACUAUGCAUAUGCCUGUGAGCAGAUGAAGUCCAUACGACAGGACCUAACGGUUCAAGGAAUUCGUACUGAAUUCACAGUGGAAGUGUACGAGUGUCAUGCACGGAUUGCUCUAGAAAAGGGAGACCAUGAAGAGUUCAACCAGUGCCAGACCCAGCUGAAGGCCCUGUAUAAGGACAAUCCCUCGGAGAACAUUGGAGAAUUUACAGCAUAUAGAUUGCUGUAUUACAUCUUUACUAAAAACUCUGGAGAUCUAACCACUGAGUUGGUGUAUUUGACCCCAGCACUACGGGCAGAUGAUUGUGUGGCUCAUGCCCUCGCACUUCGUGCAGCUUGGGCGUUAGGAAACUUUCGGCGGUUCUUUAAGCUCUACCUGGAAGCCCCGCGUAUGGCUUCAUAUCUCAUUGACAAGUUUGUAGAGCGUGAAAGAAAGGCAGCACUUAGGGCCAUGGUCAAAACGUUCAGACCCGACUUGCCAGUGCAGUAUGUGCAGUCCACCUUAGCCUUCUCUUGUUUAGACUCCUGUAUGGCCUUUUUAACCGGGCUAGGAGUCACAUUCAUGCCUUCUGAUCCCCAAAAGAUAGACUGCAAAACCAGCACAGCCUCUUUGGCUGCCUCCUGAGAGGGGUGGAGGGGUAGCACCGUGAAAGGAGUGGCUAAGGGACCAUCAUGGAUCCUUACAUAUUCAAUGCACUGCACUUCAGACACCACAGCGAGUUCAGAUAAGAGUAGUGGCAGACUAACACCCAUAUAGAAAGAUGCUGGCUAGUGUAUUACUCUGUCAGGCCAAAAAAAUGCAGAUCUAUUUUCUGACACUAAGAACUGUUCUGAAAAUGAGGGAGUAUCUGCACAUACUGUCACUCACAUAUUCUAAGUUUAGCCCAUCUCAUUACAUUUAUGAUGCCACAUAAGUGAGGGAGCAGAUUAGACCUGAGAUCAAGUAGUCUUAGUGACCGAGAAGUCACAGAACCAGAUCACGGUUCCUGUUCCAUUACCACCUUCAGAUUUCAACGCUAACAGUGUUGUUAUGUCUUUUCCUUCCCCAAGUCAGCAGCUCAAAGACCAGAAGAUUCAACUUUUACCAAAAGGGAAACGGCUUUUCAAGUCAUGCAUCCAGCUCUUCACUGUCUGAAGUCAGACCUGCAAAGUCAAGUCAAGUCUAGUUUUAUUCUUACAGACUCAGAGAAGAUGCCAGCAAUUUAUCUGAAAGAAGAGGUGGUUUGUAUGCCCUUCCCACAUCUUGUUUCCUCCUCAAAUCUACAGCUGUCUGUUCCUCCCGUUUGUCUCUACAAGGUCCCUGAAAGAAACUGAGGUCUAAAGUCCCGUUCCUGAUUUAGUAGUAUUCAUCCACUGCUCAUGUUCAUGAAAUGGUGAUCAGCACUUAAAGAAGUCUCAGAUGAGCAUUGACUUUGUAACGGAUAAGUGUUCCUCAUCAAGAUCAAGUUCCAUAACCUGGAAGCUGAGCUUCAUGUCCAGAGUAGCCCCAGGCAGAGUGCAGUUCUGCUUCCAUCACCCUCAGGUAGAAGUUCCUGCCAGCGCCUGGUGUCCAGCUCACCCCGUCAAAUGCAGCAGUGCACCUCUGUAUCCUCACCAGCUGUUCCUCAGAAAAGAAUGGUGACGUCACAGCUGACACCUUGGAUGUAGCUGAAAGUUAGUUGGGUUUUUUUGAGGUGGAGCAUCAAAGGAAGACCUGCAGCUUCUUCAGGAAGGCUUAAAAAGUGGUUUGUAUACUACAUGCAAGGCUGGUAAGAGAAAGGGACUCUUCUGGAAGGAGGUGGAUGACCGCACAACAGAGAUGUUGCCUCAAGUUUUUGUUUGUUGUUGGGUUUUGUUUUGUUUUUUUCCCCCCCCAACUUGUUUUACAUCUUGUGGGUUUAUCAGUUAUCAGUAUUUGGCAUUCUCUUGUGCAAAAGGAAAAAAAAAUUAUGGUGUGGAAUCAGGAUUUUAUUUUUAAAAAAAUUAUAUACUUGGUAAUGAUUUUUGGACAAUCCACGUGUCAUUAAAAAAAAAUUGAACAAUAUCCUAAAAUCCCAGAAUUUUUACUGCACAGAUUGAAGCUGCUGUCUUUGAGUAUUACAAUCAAAACAUGAAUUUUAAGUGGUACAGACAGCAGUGAAAUAAAGAAGUAGUUUGAGUCCAGGCAAGUGCUUUUAUGUCCAUUUUUUUCCCCCCAGAAGAUAUGAAAUUUUUAACAAAAAGUUUGAAAUGGGAGCCUCACUUUAGUAUUUAAGAAAACAAAAUAAAAACAGGCUCUCUAAGUGGCCAUGGAAUUGAUUCUCUGUAAUUUGUGCUUUUUAGGACCCAGCGCAAUAUUGAUGGUAUAUUAACAACCCUUUAGAGUGGGGAAGUUCAGUAACACUGAAAAUGGCAAUUGAUCAGCUCCUAAGUGUGAGGAGAAUAAUACAUGUGUUGCUUUUCACCAGCAAAACAUCUGGUCCUAAUUGAGUUAUGCUGAAAACGUGUAGGUGGUCAACAUUGUUCCUCAUGAUUUUUUUUUUGUUUUUUUGUUUCCUAAAUUAAUAUCAGUAUUAAUGGCCGCUGUAGGAACGUUGAGUCUGACAUUGAGUAUUUAACCCUGUUUUGAUUAAUAAGAACAGGAAUGGAUUCAGGCUUAAUGUACAACCUACGCGUUUGCUUAUCAACAGAGUAUACUUUGUAAAUACUGUAUGAUAAUUGAUGUGAUUUCUUUUUAGUACACCGUGUAGGUUUUUGUUUUUUUGUUCACACAUGGGUAAGUGUGAAGUUUUUUUUUUUCUUUUUUAUUCUUUCUUUGUUUCAUAAAACUAUUGAACAAAUUUGUGAAUAUGUUAAAAAAAAAAAAAAAAAGUAGGAUUUGAUUGUAUGCAGUGAUCUCAGUGUAGCUAUAUCGGAGAAAUGUCAGUCAGCGCUGUUUUCUGAGUGCAGCCUGAACACAGUCGCACAGGUUGUCAAACCCAAUUUUGGCUCGAUGCUCAGACUCCAUUGGUCCAAAAAAGAAGGAAAAAUAAGUUGUUGAAAUUUUUCCCUUUAGGCUGUGUGCCACAUUUUCCUGUUUUGUGCUCUCUGAUUGGUUCCUACUGGUCUCGUAUAUAUUCAGUGACAAAUCAGACCAAUGUGGCUAAAACCUUGCAAUGUUGCCUCCUGACCAAUCAUGUCGAUAAAUCACGUGUGACCAUGGAUCAUAUAUAUAUUUUAGAUGUGUUCAUUGUUGACCUUUGAUUUCAGCAUAUGUUUUGUAAUGACAAAGAUCUCAACAUGUUUCCUUUCUUUCCCCCCCUCCCUUCAUUUACCUUACUCCCCUGUCCUCCUCACUGCCCCCCUCUCCCCUCACUCCUGAAACCCUCCUCCCACAUGCCGCCAGACUUCUCAUCCUUCAGCUUGCAACGCUGCUGCAUUGCAGGAGCACACGGAGGGAUAAGUGGGCAAAACUCCUCCAGAUGCCUGCCGGAGAGAGUGAAUUGUGAGCACUCAGUCUCGGUUUGACCCGCUCGAGUUGAAGCCAUACAGCUCGUAAAACACAGGGGAGCCUCGCAUAAUGAAAAUGUUGAAAUGCUGCUAAUGUGAUUUGCUGCUAGCCCGUAUUUAAAAUGGUUUUGUGUGCAACAUCGUACCUGUUCUAGUUUUUAAAAACAAAGCUGAGUCAUGUUUGCCUUGUGCUGUGGGGUUCUGCGUGUCCAGAUGCGUUUGCACAGUUGUUUGCUGAUAAAACUUUUCAUAUUUGGUUAGGUUGGAUCUUUGUUUUUUUCAAUUCCUUUGUCUCUCCACCGAUUAGAAAUGUUUUAGCUUUUGUUUGUUAUACUGGCAGGCUGCUUCAGAAUUGAAUUGGCAUUGAAUAAAAUAUGUCUGGACAUGCAGAACAUAGUGACCUAAAACUCACCAACACUCUUUUUUUUUUUUUUUUUCUUUUCUUUUUCAAGUAUAAA
Molecule: messenger RNA, 6133 nt
Organism: Oreochromis niloticus (Nile tilapia)
Lineage: Eukaryota; Metazoa; Chordata; Actinopteri; Cichliformes; Cichlidae
Product: leukocyte receptor cluster (LRC) member 8
Cellular component (GO): nucleus
Source: RefSeq, a predicted model, not a curated record